Molecule: messenger RNA, 1740 nt
Organism: Spirodela intermedia
Lineage: Eukaryota; Viridiplantae; Streptophyta; Magnoliopsida; Alismatales; Araceae
Source: the annotation of a GenBank genome assembly
AUGCGCCAAGCUCGGCGUCAUUCCGCAAUGGAGAAGGCGCUGCUGUCUGCCUGUUCCUGCGGAAUCCCUCUGGUUCCAAGCGCCUCGCCUUUGUAUAGGCUUGCGAAUCUCCCUCUCUCGGCCGCCGGCGGCGGUAGGGAGCUUCUUCUACCCGUCGCCGUCAACUCCGCUGCGCCAAUGCAUCCUCGGAAAGCUCGGAUGCCCCGCGUCGCCCGCAGCGAGGCCCAGGACGCCCUCUGCGAUUACCUCCACAACACCAGAAGCUUGCACUUCACCGACGCAGAGCACAUGAGCAAGAACUCUCCGACCUUCCUUCGGAAUCUCAUUGCAAACCUCGAAGGCAACCAGGAAGUCGGCCGAUCGCUCACCAGGUUCCUCCGCUACCACCCCAUCAACGAGUUCGAGCCGUUCUUCGAGAGCUUGGGGCUGAAGCCGUCGGAGCUUCCUCAGCUCCUCCCCCGAAACUUCUUCUUCCUCAGCGACGACUACGCCAUGCUCGAGAACUUCCAUGUCCUCUGCAACUACGGAGUGCCGAGGGGGAAGAUCGGGAAGAUUUACAAGGAGGCCAGAGAGAUCUUCGGAUAUGGCCGAGGUGUGCUUUCCUCGAAGCUCUCCGCCUACGAGGCGCUCGGUCUGAGCAUCCCCACCGUCAUCAAGCUGGUAGCCUGCUGCCCUUCGCUCCUGAUCGGCGACGUCCACCGGGACUUCCUCCAAGUUCUUGGAAGGCUGGAGGACGCGGGCAUCGGGCACGACUGGAUCAGGCGGUGCUUGUCCGAAGAUAAUACCUACCGCUGGGAUCGAAUGCUCCAGAUGCUAGAGUUUCUGGAUCAGAUGGGCUGCGACGAGGAGGAUCUGGAGAGGCUGGUCAGAGAGCACCCCAGGUUUCUGUUCGACAAUUCCGGGAAGAAGAUCUACGUGCUCGUGGCCAUGUUACUAAAACUAGGCGCGGGAGUGAGCAAUGUUCUUCUAUUGUUCUCCCACUAUCCUCAGAUUCUGGAUGGCAACGGCGUCAAGAACCUGUGGCAAUCCAUGAGCUUCCUCCUGAAGAUCGGGAUGGAGAGCGGGCACAUCGCCGGCAUCCUAUGCGCUCAUCCGCAGGUCCUCGGAUCCUCCCCGCCCAAGAAACCAGAGGCCGUGCUGUCAAACCUGGACGUGGGCUGCGAAGAGCUGUGCGAGAUGAUAAUCGAGGACCCGCGCAGGGUGAGUAACCUGGUGCCGGAGACGAAGGACGGCCUCGCGAAGGCGGCCGGUGGCAAUCAUCUUCACGAGAAGACCAUCUUCCUACUGAAGCUAGGGUUUCUCGAAAACUCGGACGAAAUGUUGGUGGCGAUGAGGAAGUUCAGAGGCAGAGGGGACCAGCUGCAGGAGAGAUUCGACUGCCUGGUGGGCGCCGGAUUGGACUGUCACGAUGUCGCCAGGAUCGUGAAGGAAGCUCCGUCGAUGCUCAAUCAGCGGACGGGCGUGUUGAAGGGGAAGAUCGACUACCUGGUUCGCGACUUGGGUUAUCCCGUGGAAUCCCUCUUAACCUUUCCCACCUACCUCUGCUACAGUCCGCGGAGAAUCAAGCUCAGGUUUUCCAUGUACACCUGGCUCAAAGAGAGAGGCAUGGCCAAACAGAUACUGUCUCUGAGCACGAUUCUCGCAGGAUCAAACGAAAGAUUUCUGAAUUAUUUCGUCAAUCUUCACCCUGACGGUCCGGAAAAAUGGGAAAGCUUGAAGAAGGCCAUCUCCUCGAGCUGA